Scleropages formosus (Asian bonytongue) is the source of this 5129-nucleotide messenger RNA. Its product is annotated as contactin-associated protein-like 2. NCBI's taxonomy places the organism in Eukaryota, Metazoa, Chordata, Actinopteri, Osteoglossiformes, Osteoglossidae. The record is from RefSeq and is a predicted model, not a curated record. The transcript has 24 exons. Bases 135 to 4265 code for a protein of 1376 amino acids.
CCGCGACUCUGUUCUCCAGAUAAAGGCCCGCCGAGCGCGCGCGCGCGGGCUGAUGUGAGCGCGGCGGGAGGGAGGGAGGGACAGGCCGCCAUGCGGGGCACGAGCGCGUCUUGAGGAGGUCCCAGGGCUGCUAUAUGAGGAGCGCCUGCCAGAGUCUCCGCUCAGAGCGCCGAGGUGUGCAGCAGCAUCCUCAUCCUCUCCUGUUCAUUGGAGCACCUCAUCCUCCUGCUUGGCCGAGCUCCUCUCUCUGGACGCAGAUCGCGCUGUUUACCUCUUUGCCCCCGUUUGUUUACCGCUGGCAGAAGCGGGCGAAGAUGCCGAGGCUUCCUGGAUCACGGAUACGGCUGAUGCUCGGCAUCCUCUGCUGGAUCGGCGCCUUCACUGCGGCGCUCCAAGCAUCCCCAAAGUGCGAUGAACCUUUGGCUACGCCCCUCUCCCAUCAAGCCUUCACCAGCUCCUCCAUGUUUACCAGUGGGUAUGCUCCAGGAUACGCCAAGCUGAACAGGAGAGGAGGUUCCGGAGGCUGGUCUCCACUGGACAACGACCAUUACCAAUGGCUGCAGGUGGACCUGGGUGGAAGGAAGCAGGUGACUGCCUUAGCGACACAGGGCAGGUACAGCAGCUCCGACUGGACAACACAGUAUCGGCUGCUCUACAGUGACACAGGAAUGAACUGGAAACCGUACCAUCAGGAUGGGAACAUCUGGGCAUUCCAGGGCAAUGCAAACACAGAGAGUGUGGUUCGCCACGACCUGCAGCACGCUCUGGUGGCGCGCUAUUUGCGCUUUGUCCCACUCCAGUGGAGCAGCGAGGGCUGCAUAGGCCUGCGCAUCGACGUCUAUGGCUGUGCGUACUGGGCGGAUCUGAUCAACUUCGAUGGGCAGGGGGUGAUCUCCUACCGCUUCAAGAUGAAGAAGAUGAAAAUUCUGAAGGAUGUCAUCUCCCUGAAGUUCAAGACAUCAGAAAGCGAGGGUGUCAUUCUGCACGGGGAGGGGCAGCAGGGUGACUACAUCACCCUGGAACUGAAGAAGGCCAGGCUGGUUCUGCUGAUAAACCUAGGCAGCAAUCAGUACGGCUCCAUUCUGGGUCACACUUCAGUCACGAGUGGGAGUCUCCUGGAUGACCAGCACUGGCACUCAGUGGUCAUUGAGCGCUACAGACGGAAUGUCAACUUUACCCUGGACCGGCACAUACAGCACUUCCGCACAAAUGGCGAGUUCGACCACCUUGACCUGGACUAUGAGCUGAGCUUUGGCGGGAUGCCCUUCUCGGGUAAGCCCAGCUCCGGAGGCAGGAAGAAUUUCAUUGGCUGUAUGGAGAGCAUCAACUACAAUGGUGACAACAUCACUGACCUAGUCAGGAGGAGGAAACUGGACACGUCGAGUUUUCGCAAUCUGAGCUUCUCCUGUGCAGAGUCCCACACGUUUCCUGCAUUCUUCAAUGCCACCAGCUUUCUGCAUCUCCCUGGGCGCAGCGAGCACCACACCGUCUCCAUUAGCUUCAUGUUUCGCACCUGGAACCCUAGUGGCUUGCUUCUCUUUAGCAUACUAGCCGAUGGAACACUAGAGGUGGGCCUAAGUGACGGCAAGGUCUCCAUCCACGUCGAUGUCACACAGAAGAAGAACACUCGCAUUGAGAUCUCAUCAGGUUCGGGUCUGAAUGAUGGCCAGUGGCAUGAAGUCCGCUUCCUGGCCAAAGAGAACUUUGCCAUGCUGACCAUUGAUGGAGACGAGGCCUCAGCAGUACGAACUAACACACCCAUCCAGAUUCAGACAAGGGGCUCUUACUAUUUUGGAGGAUAUUUCUUGCGAAGCAGCUCACCACCCAUGCAGCGCUCCUUCCAGGGCUGUAUGCAGCUGAUCCAUGUGGAUGAGCAGCUUGUUGACCUCCAGGCCGUGGAGCAAGGAAAGCUGGGAGACUUUGAGAACGUCAGCUUGGAGAUGUGUGCUAUCAUUGACAGGUGUGUGCCUAACCACUGCGAACACGGAGGCAGGUGUACACAGACCUGGGACAGCUUCAGCUGCACCUGCGAUGGAACAGGGUACACUGGAGCCACCUGCCAUACCUCUGUUUAUGAGCAGUCAUGUGAGGCAUACAAGCACCUUGGCAGGACAUCAGAUACCUACUGGAUAGACCCAGAUGGUAGUGGUCCACUUGGUCCGUUCAAAGUGAGCUGCAAUAUGACAGAGGACAAGGUGUGGACCACAGUGGCCAACAGCCUGCCAGCCCAGAUGCCAAUUAGCGGCUCGAGCCGGGAGAAACGUAUGGUCUUGCAGCUCAACUACAGUGCCUCCAUGGAGCAGGUCACGGCUGUCACUAGCAGCGCAGAGCAUUGCGAGCAAUAUGUGGCCUAUGUCUGCCGCUCAUCCCGUCUACUCAACAGUCCUGAUGGGACCCCUUACACAUGGUGGCUGGGCAGGGGCAGUGAGAAGCACUUCUACUGGGGCGGCUCGGGACCCGGCAUCCAGAAAUGUGCCUGUGGAAUCGAGCGUAACUGUACGGAUCCCAAGUACUACUGCAACUGUGAUGCCGACCACAAGCAAUGGAGAGAAGAUUCCGGGGUUCUCAAAUACAAGGACCAUUUACCUGUGAUCCAGGUGGCUGUGGGGGAUACCAACCGGCCAGGCUCAGAAGCAAAAUUGACUGUUGGACCGCUCCGUUGUCAGGGAGACCGGAACUAUUGGAAUGCAGCAUCGUUCACUACCCCCUCCUCCUACCUACACUUCUCCACUUUUCAAGGGGAGACUAGUGCUGACAUCUCCUUCUAUUUCAAGACUUCAGCACCAUACGGCGUCUUCCUGGAGAACUUGGGAAACACUGACUUCAUCCGCCUGGAACUGAAAUCGCCCACCAUGGUGUCCUUUUCCUUUGAUGUGGGAAAUGGUCCGGUAGAGCUGGCUGUGCGGUCACCCACCGCACUCAAUGACGACCAGUGGCACCGGGUCAGUGCUGAGCGCAACGUGAAGGAGGCCGUCCUGCAGCUGGACCAGCAGUACCGAGAGGUGCGUCCAGCACCUCCCCAGGGCCACACGCGCCUGGAGCUCUACAGUCAGCUCUAUGUGGGUGCUGCUGGAGGACAGAGGGGUUUCCUGGGAUGCAUCCGCUCGCUGAAGAUGAACGGCGUGACCCUUGACUUGGAAGAAAGGGCAAAGGUCACUCCAGGAGUGAAGCCCGGCUGCUCAGGACAUUGCACAAGUUUUGGAGUCUACUGCCGCAACGGGGGCAAGUGCGUGGAGAAGUACAACGGCUACUCAUGUGACUGCACCUCCACAGCCUAUGACGGUCCCUUCUGCACCAAAGAUGUUGGGGGCUUCUUUGAGGCAGGGACCCUGCUGCGGUACAAUUUCCUGCCUGAGGUCGCCUCUGCAGCAGUGAUGGAGGUCAGAAGCCCAUCUGGAACCCUAGGGUCAGAGGUCAAUCUGACACGAGAGGAUCUGGCCUUCAGCUUCAGCACCUCCAGCGCGCCUUGCAUCCUGGUCUACAUCAGUUCCAGAACCCAGGACUACCUGGCCAUUGUACUGCGCCAGAAUGGUACACUGCAGAUCCGGUACAACCUGGGCGGCUUAAGGGAACCUUUCACCAUCAACCUGGAUCAACGCAAUAUGGCCAAUGGGCAGCCCCAUAGUAUCAACAUCUCCCGUGUGGAGAAGGUCAUUCAGCUGCAGGUGGACCACUACCCUCCAGUGAGCUACUCCUUUCCCGAUGCCUCUGACACCCAGUUUAACUUGAUCAAGACUCUAUUCCUGGGAAAAGUUUAUGAAACAGGCCAGAUUGAUCCAGUCCUGAUUGAGAAGUACAAUACACCAGGUUUUGUGGGCUGCCUCUCGAGGGUGCAGUUCAACAGCAUUGCACCCCUGAAGGCUGCACUGAGAUCGCGUGUCUCUGCACCUGUCUCCGUGCAAGGGAAGCUGGUGGAGUCAAACUGCGGAGCUUCACCCCAAACCAUUUCCCCAAUGUCAGCCGCCACAGACCCCUGGCACUUGGACUCAGCUGGUGGUGAUUUCCCAUUCAACGAGGAGAGAGUCGUGCCAGAUGGUGUCAACAGGAACUCUGCCAUAAUUGGAGGUAUCAUUGCAGUGGUUAUUUUCACCAUCCUCUGCACCCUGGUGUUUCUCAUUCGCCAUAUGUUCCGCCACAAAGGCACCUACCACACCAACGAAGCCAAGGGGGCAGAAUCCGCCGAUAAUGCCGAUGCCGCCAUCAUUGUCAACGACCCCAAUUUCACAGAGACCAUUGAUGAGAGCAAGAAAGAGUGGUUCAUCUAACAGGACACAGUCAGUGAAGUGCUCAUGGCUGGGUGGGAGGGAUAGGGUCUGCCUUGACCUCUGCACCUGGUAUGCCGGCGUUUGAACAUCAGGACGAGGAGAGAGGAGCAAGAAGAGCAGUAACAUGCCAGCGGAGGAAAUGUGUACAGUUACUGGUUUGUCUCUAAUGUAUUUACGCUGUGUUUGGAGUUUGAGGAGUCCUGUCAAUAAUUUGCUAGCAUUCAAUGCGGAGUCAUCCUUUAACAUUACUCUUUGUAAGCCUCAGAUUUGAAAAUAUGACCAAAUUUCUUGGUCCGCAGGACAGUAAUAAACCUGGCCAUCUGGGGAAAUUUUAUUGCAGCGUUUCAAACUGUCUGCCAGCAGUCACACAACAUUGGCUCUCAGAUUCAAAUAAAAACUUUGCAUAUAAUCCAGUCCUAAAAAUGUAUGCCAAAUUUCCUCUGUAAAUAAUACUACAAAAUAUGUAUAACACAGAGGUUUACUUUACAGUGACAUCAAAUUGUAUCCACACAACCUCUAUAGCCAGUACGUAUAGGAACAGGAUUUGAAUGUGAAUAUGACAUGCCUUCAUUGCACGGUACCACAAAGACAAUAUUCCUUCAACUCCAAUCAGCUGUGUUGUUUUAAGUUGCCAAAUAUUUAUGUAUAUUUAUGUUUAUGUAGAGCCCAUACUGACACUAUCAUAGAAAGGUUAAUGUCACCUGUAUAGAGUAAAUAAAUUUUUUGGGAGUGAUACGGUGAGGUAAUCCCACUAUAUUACUGGCAGAGAGUUGCCACUCUGGCUUCAUCCAUCUGGGAUGCAAAUCAACACAGUUCUGUCACUUUAGGCCACUCAUUCCAAGUUGCCUUCAGGACUGAGCUGCC